Messenger RNA from Didymodactylos carnosus, 594 nucleotides. Lineage: Eukaryota; Metazoa; Rotifera; Eurotatoria; Philodinida; Philodinidae. The record is from the annotation of a GenBank genome assembly.
AUGUCAACAAUAUGUCCGUCAUUUAAAAAUGAGAAGACAUUAUUUAACUUUACUACGGAUAGUGCAUCGAUAAAUGAUUGGCAAGAAAUUAGUGAUACAGAACGUGAUGUGGGAAAAAGUAAAGCCACAUUUGUUUUGCAAAAAACACAACAAUUUCAACGUGCCAUUUUUUUUACACUAUUAAAUCCACAAUCGAAUGGUGCCGGUUUUGGUGGCGUCGCAUAUCGAAAACAAACAUUUGAUCUAAGCGCUUAUGAUGGACUAAAAUUAAAUGUACGAGCACAAGGAGAAUGUUAUAAUUAUAAAAUUAUUCUACGACAUCAUCAUCAAGAAUCGAGUCUUGAUCCAUCGUAUGAAAUUUUCUUUGAGUUACCCAAAAAUCAAUUUACUGAAAUUUAUCUUUCAUUCGACAAUUUCAAACCGUACAGUCGUGGUAAAGCACUCGAUCCAAGUAAGGUGCCAUUAUUAGAUCGAAGUGAUGUAACAAGUAUCGGUCUUCAAGUCUAUGGUGGUGUUUACUCACCAAUUAAGCAACAAGGUUCAUCUAGUCUGGAAAUCGAUUAUAUAAACACUGUUCAAUGUACUUCAAUCUAA